Messenger RNA from Lathyrus oleraceus (garden pea), 3353 nucleotides. RefSeq lists its product as uncharacterized. Gene Ontology annotation, biological process: protein import into nucleus. The transcript is spliced from 15 exons. The coding region runs from base 106 to 2121 and encodes 671 amino acids. Gene Ontology annotation, molecular function: small GTPase binding. NCBI's taxonomy places the organism in Eukaryota, Viridiplantae, Streptophyta, Magnoliopsida, Fabales, Fabaceae. The record is from RefSeq and is a predicted model, not a curated record.
ACCCAAACCCUGUUUUGCGGCAGCAAUAUAAAACCUUACUCUACCAAACUCCUCUUUGUGUGUAUUCAAAGCAAAACCCUCACACACAGAGAGCCAUAGUUACCGAUGGCGCAGUCUCUGGAGUUUUUGCUGAUUCAAUUUCUCAUGCCAGACAACGACGCUCGCCGUCAAGCCGAAGACCAAAUCAAACGCCUCGCUAAAGAUCCUCAAGUCGUUCCUGCUUUGAUUCUUCACUUACGCACCGCCAAAACCCCUAACGUCCGUCAACUCGCCGCCGUUCUCCUCCGUAAGAAAAUCACCGGUCAUUGGUCCAAACUCUCUCCUCAAGAUAAACAGCUCGUCAAAGAUUCCCUCAUCCAAAGUAUCACCCUAGAACACAGUCCUCCUGUUCGGAAAGCGAGUGCGAAUGUUGUUAGCAUUGUUGCAAAGUACGCCGUUCCCUCCGGUAUGUGGCCAGAGUUAUUUCCGUUUCUCUUUCAUAGUAGUCAGAGUCCUCAAGAGGAUCAACGUGAAGUGGCAUUGAUUCUAUUUAGCUCUUUAACUGAAACAAUUGGGAAUGCUUUUCGGCCGCAUUUCGCAGAUCUGCAAGCUCUUUUACUUAAGUGUUUGCAGGAUGAGACUAGCAACCGGGUUCGAGUUGCUGCUCUCAAGGCGGUGGGAUCUUUUAUGGAAUUCACUCAUGAUGGGGAUGAAGUGAUUAAGUUUCGUGAGUUUAUUCCAAGCAUCUUACAUGUAUCAAGACAGUGCCUUGCCUCUGGAGAAGAAGAUGUUGCCAUAAUUGCUUUUGAAAUUUUCGAUGAGUUGAUUGAAUCUCCUGCACCUCUUCUUGGAGAUUCAGUAAAAUCCAUAGUACAGUUCUCGCUUGAGGUUUGCUCAACUCAAAGUUUGGAACCUAACACACGGCAUCAGGCAAUCCAGAUUAUUUCUUGGUUGGCAAAGUACAAGUCCAACAUUUUGAAAAAGCAUAAGCUGAUCCUCCCUAUCUUACAUGUUUUAUGCCCUCUGCUUGCUGAAUCAACCAAUGAAGACGAAGAUGAUGAUCUUGCACCUGAUCGAGCUGCUGCAGAAGUUAUUGAUACAAUGGCUUUGAACAUCCCAAAGCAUGUUUUUCCACCUGUUCUUGAAUUUGCUUCUGUAAGCUAUCAAAAUGCAAACCCAAAGUUUCGAGAAGCAGCUGUUACUGCAUUAGGUGUCAUUUCUGAAGGUUGUUUGGAACUCAUGAAAAAAAAUCUGGAGCCUGUUCUCCAUAUUGUCCUGGCAGCUCUCAGGGAUCCCGAACAAAUGGUCAGAGGAGCAGCUUCCUUUGCUUUGGGCCAAUUUGCUGAGUACUUACAGCCUGAAAUAGUGUCCCAUUAUGAGGGUGUCCUUCCCUGCAUUUUAAAUGCUCUGGAGGACGUAUCUGAUGAAGUGAAGGAAAAGUCAUACUACGCUUUGGCUGCUUUUUGUGAGAACAUGGGUGGUGAUAUCCUUCCUUUUCUAGAUCCGUUAAUGGGAAGACUGUUAGCAUCUCUCCAAAACAGUUCUCGCAUUUUAAAAGGAACAUGCAUGUCUGCUAUUGGUUCUAUUGCUUCUGCUGCAGAGCAAGCUUUCUUUCCUUAUGCUGAAAGGGUUUUAGAGUUGAUGAAAAACUUCAUGGUGCUAACUAAUGAUGAGGAUCUCCGUUCACGUGCAAGAGCAACGGAACUAGUUGGAAUGGUUGCAAUAUCGGUAGGGAAAACGAGAAUGGAACCAAUAUUACCUCCUUAUAUAGAAGCUGCAAUUGCUGGGUUUGGUUUGGAGUAUAGUGAGCUUUGGGAGUACACACAUGGUUUCUUCAGCAAUAUUGCUGAGAUUUUGGGUGACAGUUUCGCCCAGUAUCUUCCUCAUGUUGUGCCUCUUGCAUUUUCUUCCUGCAAUCUUGAUGAUGGCUCUGCGAUUGACAUUGAUGAUGGUGAUGAUGAAAUUGCCAAUGGAUUUGAAGGAGUUUCAUCUGACGAUGAAGCCCAUGACGAGCUAAGGGUUCGUAAUAUAAGUAUUAGAACUGGAGUGUUGGAUGAAAAGGCAGCUGCAACCCAGGCCCUUGGUUUAUUUGCACAGCAUACAGCCGUCUCUUAUGCUCCGUAUCCUUUGUUAGAUACGUAAACCUAGAAUGCUUUAGAUAAUAAAUUUUCGAGACUUGCAUUGUAAUUUUCCCAUAUGAAUUAAUCUGUGAUUUUUGUCUCUCUUCCUCUUUUCUCUCUUUCUCACAUUCUUCUUUUGUUUUAUUAUUGUCCAAUAAAUUGUGUUCAAUUUCAGUGCAAUGGCUUAAAAAGAAAACCAAGUUGUCUGAACCCACAUAUUUGUACACCAUGGAAAAGGGGUAUUUCUUGUUACCUGAAAGUGCCAAGGCUCAACAUAAUAUACGUACUGUGAAUGUAAGCAUAUCAGCCUGGCACUCCUGCUUUGGAAACAGGUGGCAACAACUACUCAUAAACAGAUUUGUAGGAUAUGAUACAAUUUUAAUCAAUAGUUUAUUGAGUUCUCCUGGUCAAGGUUAUCUUUAUAAUUAUCAAUCAAAGGAAUUCUUUAACCUUAGUUUUGCACUAGAAAUUCCUGAAGUCCCAGAUAAGUUUGGAGACUACCUUGUAACGAAGUGUGGCGUGCUUAUGAUGUCCCUGUUUGUUUUUUUUACUACCACAAUGUCCGUGUCAUUUACAUUGAGAGAAACACAGACUCGCAUGCUGAAGUUUACUGUGUUAUUGUUACAGGUUUAAAAGCAAGAAUGGUGAAGUUCUGGACACUUUGAAGGACAAAAAUAUGAGAAAAUAGCAGGUCAACACGGGCACCCGUGUGCCACAACACUGCCUGUGUUAUUGAUCAAGCAGAGCAGAGAGGGAGCAGAAAACAGAGAUCAACACGGCCACCCGUGUGCCAUCACACGACCGUGUUGAUUAAAACAGUGCAUUAACACGGCCACCCGUGUGCCACAACACGACCGUGUUGAUUGAACGCAACUUGGAAAACCUAAUUUUUGCUGUGUGAACCGAUUCUGCUCAUUAAGGGUAGUUUGGACCUUUAGCUUGGAAGAGAGUCAUCUGAAGCUAUAAGAAGGCUUAGAAGAGAAAGAAGAACACACCUUUUUACAGACGAACGAAAGCAUUGCAUUGGAGAAGAUAACGAAUACGACGGAUUUGAAGACGGCGAGAUUCAAGGGUAGCAACCAUUGAAGAUCAAACUCUCAUAAUUCUUUGUAAUGUCUAAUCUUUACCUUAUGAAUUCUUUAAGUACUAUGAGAGGCUAAACCCCCUGAUGCUAGGGGGUGGUCCUGAUGUUAUCACAUGUUAUGAAGUUGAAACUAUGAUUUCUUAAUUACUAUGUUACGUAUUUCAAUUCAA